AUGGAAGCCCCAAGUUCCUCAUGGCACAAAUUAAACUUUGUCGAGGCAGCUCACAAUAACAGGAAAGUGGGAGGUGGUGUUAUACGAGAUCAUCAGGGUGGUUUUAUUGCUUCCUUUGAAGGAAGCCUAAGGAAUCAUACUGUCAAUCAAGUUGAGGGAAUGACCAUUUUAUGGGGAAUGAAGUUUUCCACUGCCAUGGGUAUCAGACAACUUGAAAUUGAAGGGGAUUCAAAAAUAAUUAUUGAGGUUGUGAAGGGUAGAACUGCAGCGGGUUGGAAGGUGGAUGCGAUUCUGAGUGAUACUAGAAUUCUUCUAGCUAAUCUUGACAACUUCACUAUCCACCACAUUUAUAGAGAAGGAAAUGCGGCUGCUGACUCAAUGGCUAUUGUCGACAUGCUGCAAGAGGGCUUACAGUGUUGUAGGAGCACCGAACCACUGCCAGUUAUCACCAAGGAGAUCUUGGAGAAAGAAAAGACUAAGUCUCAAUAUUGA
Molecule: messenger RNA, 492 nt
Organism: Cryptomeria japonica (Japanese cedar)
Lineage: Eukaryota; Viridiplantae; Streptophyta; Pinopsida; Cupressales; Cupressaceae
Exons: 1
Coding region: 1-492 (163 amino acids)
Molecular function (GO): nucleic acid binding; RNA-DNA hybrid ribonuclease activity
Source: RefSeq, a predicted model, not a curated record